Messenger RNA from Thermochaetoides thermophila DSM 1495, 1788 nucleotides. RefSeq lists its product as uncharacterized. The record is from RefSeq and is a predicted model, not a curated record. Bases 1 to 1788 code for a protein of 595 amino acids. The transcript has 3 exons. Gene Ontology annotation, molecular function: protein binding. NCBI's taxonomy places the organism in Eukaryota, Fungi, Ascomycota, Sordariomycetes, Sordariales, Chaetomiaceae.
AUGGAGCAUUUGUUCCAUACUGUUGCUGCCAUUAUUGGGCACCAAGCGGAUCAUGAUUCUUACAUCAUCGAUGUGGCACAUAACGCGCUAUACACGGCUACGGUACAUGGUCACCUCGAUAUUGUCCGGUUCUUGAUACGAAUAUUGCGCAACAAGGACAUCAACUCCCACUUAGGCUUUCAACCUGUCAAGAAGCACACGCUAAGUGGGUUUCUCCAGGCCGCAGUUGUCUCUCCAGUCAAUAGUCUUGAACUUGUUGAUGCGCUUUUAGAAUACGGAGUGGAAUGUGAUGCUCAAGAUGAGGACAACAGGACUGCUCUCCAUGCGGUUCUUGACACACACACUUCUCCCGAAUACAUCUGCCAUCCAGCUAACACACUUUUGGUGAUUGACAAGCUGAUCCAAACUGGGGUCCCGUUGGAUUCAAAGGAUAAACACGGCAGAACUGCUCUCCACAUGGCGGUGGAAGCUUCCAAUGGCCCCGCUGUGGGAGCUCUCCUUGAUGCGGGUGCACGGCCAGAGGGACAGGUUUUACAUAUCGCUGUUCAAAAGGGAGACGCUUCAUUGGUGCGACUCUUGCUCAAUUCGAGAAACAUUUCUCAGGUCGAUCUGUCUGAGGGUGACUGUGACAUGAACACGCCACUCCAUAUUGCUGCGUCCAAGGGUUUCGAUGAGAUAGUCUCCCUUUUACUUGCUGCAGGAGCUUCGACAAAGUGUCUGAACAGAAACAACCACACCACUUACUCAGCAGCUGUGGAAGCCAAAAAAGAAGCUACGGCUUCUCUACUCUGGCAUGCCGACCCCAGCCCUUACAGCGAGCUCGAAUAUUGCCUGAUCAAUCUCGACCACUCAUAUAUGAAUGCUUAUAAAACCGGCGGGAGAUCGUUGCUCCAUAUUGCAGCUCUACUCGGGCAAGUCGACGUGCUAGAACGGUUGUUGAAAGCUGGAGAUGAUGUCAAUAUCACAGAUGACUCUGGCAGGACUGCUCUUCACUACGCUGCGCAAACAGGAAACUCGGAAAUAGCUCAGGUGCUUAUCCGAAACGGAGCGGAUGUCAACUUGGAGGACACUUCUGGGCUGAAGCCACUCGCUCUCGCCAUCAAAGGAGGGAAAAAUGACGUGGUACGAACAUUGCUUACCGCCGGCGCGGAAUUGCACGACUACAAGAUUCCCACUUCAUUCGAUAAGUUUUAUUGUUUUACAACUGCUGUUCAUGCUGCGGCUCUUUUGGGAUCUCUCCAGACUGUUCGACUCCUUCUCGAGGAACCCCAUGCUAAAGAGUUGAUUCUUGCACGAAACACUUGUCUGCAGACCCCGAUCCACCUGGCAAUCGAAAGGGGAAAUAUUGAAAUUCUACGGGAAUUCUUGAGUCAUCCAGAGGGAUUAAUCGCCAUGGAGAUGGUGGACAAGCAUAAUAGAUCUGCUCUUUCCCUGGCAAUCGAAUGCAAUUGGUUGGAGAUUGCAGAUCAUCUGGUCGAUUUGGUUAAGGAGGGUUAUAGCGACAUUAUACGGCUACUUGUUGGGGCAGACAUAAGGGUCAACCUCGAGGAUCAAAAUUGCCGAACUACAUCGCUUCACGAGGCAGCAGAAAACGGUCGGGCCGAAAUUGUCAAGAUCCUUCUUGAAAAUCGUGAUAAUAACGCUGAGCCAGACCUCGUGCGCACCAGCGAUGGCCGCACACCACUGCACCUGGCCGCCAUGAAUGGUGAUGUUGCCACAACACGGAUACUAAUUUCCCAUGUGCGCAACCUCAUGGUUAUGCCUGACAGUGGCGAGAAUAAAGCCUAG